This is a messenger RNA of Octodon degus (degu), 1506 nucleotides long. It is a transcript of the gene Cd37, whose product is annotated as CD37 molecule. Gene Ontology annotation, cellular component: membrane. The coding region runs from base 138 to 1079 and encodes 313 amino acids. NCBI's taxonomy places the organism in Eukaryota, Metazoa, Chordata, Mammalia, Rodentia, Octodontidae. The transcript is spliced from 9 exons. The record is from RefSeq and is a predicted model, not a curated record.
CUGGAGACAGAUAGCAGAGCUCAGCAGCCAUGAGGUCAGAGUGUCUGUGAGGUCGGCUGUAGUCUGGGGACAGCUCUGGGGUCCUGGAGCCCAGGGGUGACUUCAAGGCAGUCAGGAAUCCCUGAAGGUCCUGAGCCAUGGAGACCCGGGAGGGCCCACCCGCUGUGUCCUUGGUGCCCUCCCAUUCCCAGGCCCCUCAGGGACCGGCCUGUGUCUCCUCUGGGCAGGCAAAGAUGUCGGCCCAGGAGAGCUGCCUCAGCCUCAUCAAGUACUUCCUCUUCGUGUUCAACCUCUUCUUCUUUGCCCUGGGCUGUUUGAUUUUCUGCUUUGGCAUCUGGAUUCUCAUCGACAAGACCAGUUUUGUGUCCUUUGUGGGCUUGUCCUUCGUGCCCCUGCAGACCUGGUCCAAGAUCCUGGCCAUCUCAGGGGUUCUCACCAUGGGCCUUGCUCUCCUGGGUUGUGUGGGGGCCCUCAAGGAACUUCGCAGCCUCCUGGGUCUGUAUUUCGGAAUCCUGCUGCUCCUGUUUGCAACGCAGAUCACUGUGGGCGUCCUCAUUUCCACUCAGCGGGUCCGGCUGGAGCGAAGGGUGAAGGAGCUCGUGCUGAGCACCAUCCAAAACUAUGGCUCUGACCCAGAGGAGACAGCAGCGGAGGAGAGCUGGGACUACACUCAAUUCCAGCUGCGCUGCUGCGGCUGGCACUCUCCGCAGGACUGGCUCCAGGUCCUCAUCCUGAGAGGCAACAAAUCGGAGGCGGACCGCGUGCCCUGCUCCUGCUACAACUCGUCGACCACCAACGACUCCACAGUUUUUGAAAAGAUCUACUUCUCUCAGCCCGGUCAGCUUGGACUGCGGGCACGGCCAAGGCCCAGCGCCGACCUCUGCUCUGUGCCUGCAGAUAACCACAUCUACCGCGAGGGUUGCGCGAAGAGCCUCCAGAGGUGGCUGCACAACAACCUCAUCUCCAUAGUUGGCAUUUGUCUGGGGAUCGGUCUACUCGAGCUCGGCUUCAUGACACUCUCGAUAUUCAUGUGCAGAAACUUGGACUACGUCUAUGACCGACUUGCUCGAUACCGCUGAGCCCGCCUCUACCCCCUCAAGUGCCUUGGGUACCUCCCCAGGGACUGUAAAUAGUUUGUUUCAUCCGUAGUUUUGCCUGGGCUUUGAGCAAAACCUCACUCCCCUGGGGCCCCAGAUGUCUGCCUGCCCGGGCACAACCAUCUCCCCAAGGAACCUCAGGCUUCCUGCCCCACACAGAUCUGAUGGCCAACCACCUCCCACAAGAUUAUUUUUGGCCCAAACCUCAAAUAAAUCCCCUAUGUUUUGGUAAAAUAACUUUAUCCUCUGUCAGAACACAAACCAACACGCUUUGGGAAGGGAAAGGGAGGCAGCAGUCCAGUCUGGGGCUCACAUACAAGAAAAGGAGGUGGGGUUCAAGGGCCUCACCCCACUGGGAUAGUCACAACCCUAACACCCACAUAUAAAUAUCUCGUUAUAUUAAAAAAAA